CUAUUGUCGUCGAAAGGAGGAAUUAUAAUUUAAAAAUAAAAAUAAAAAUAAUUAGGGUUUGCUUUUGGUGCUAUAUAGCCAUGGACAGCGCCGUCGCCAUUUCCCUUCCCUUGCGCCAGCCUCUCACAGCCUCAAGCUUCCUCUUCAGUGGAAUUUUGCACUGUGAAUUAUCUGAGAUAAAAGUCAGACAAGAUGCAGAACGAAGAGGGGCAAAACAUGGAUCUCUACAUCCCCAGGAAGUGCUCUGCUACAAACAGGCUGAUCACCUCCAAGGACCAUGCUUCUGUCCAAAUUAAUUUUGGGCAUUUAGAUGAGAGUGGUCGAUAUACGGGCCAAUUCUCUACCUUUGCUCUCUGUGGAUUUAUUCGUGCACAGGGUGAUGCUGACAGUGCCCUUGAUAGACUCUGGCAGAAAAAGAAAGUCGAAACCAAGCAGCAGUGAUUAGUAAAAACUAUAUUCGAUUACCCCUUUUCACUUCUCUUCCGAGUUGUUAUUUUUGGUCGUAUUUUUUUUGGAAGAACAAUGUUUGUGCUAUGGUAGUCAUGUGACUUCAAUCAAACAUAUGGAACUCAAAACUUAUCUCUCUAUGUUUCCUAAUUAUUAAAUAUCGUAUUUGUGAAAUAA
This is a messenger RNA of Andrographis paniculata, 624 nucleotides long. RefSeq names its product 40S ribosomal protein S21-2-like. The coding region runs from base 193 to 441 and encodes 82 amino acids. The transcript is spliced from 4 exons. Gene Ontology annotation, molecular function: structural constituent of ribosome. Gene Ontology annotation, cellular component: cytosolic small ribosomal subunit; ribosome. NCBI's taxonomy places the organism in Eukaryota, Viridiplantae, Streptophyta, Magnoliopsida, Lamiales, Acanthaceae. The record is from RefSeq and is a predicted model, not a curated record. Gene Ontology annotation, biological process: endonucleolytic cleavage to generate mature 3'-end of SSU-rRNA from (SSU-rRNA, 5.8S rRNA, LSU-rRNA); translation; endonucleolytic cleavage in ITS1 to separate SSU-rRNA from 5.8S rRNA and LSU-rRNA from tricistronic rRNA transcript (SSU-rRNA, 5.8S rRNA, LSU-rRNA).